UUUGAUAGGCAUGCUUGGUGACCGGAGGAAGUAAUACAUUCAGCAAAAUGGCCGCGUGGGCCGCUAAAUGAAGAAGAAACAAGAAAAAGACAAUUAAAUUAAAUGAAUGCUUGAAAUUAUUCGCCACCCUGCCUCUGAGAUCAUUAUUCAGUAUUGUCCCCGCUCACACAGCUGAACUCAUGGCCACCACGCUGGAUUUCAGGACCCAUGUCGACCAGUCAUGCAGAUAUUCAGAAGAAUUUGUCAACAUUUAUUAUGACUGCAUGGAUAAGAAGAGGAGGAACUUGACCCGGCUCUACCUGGACAAGGCGACCUUGGUGUGGAACGGGAACGUGGUGUCGGGACAGGACGCUCUGGGCGAGUUCUUCGAGUCGCUGCCUUCAAGUGAAUUCCAAGUCCAAACACUGGAUUGUCAGCCAGUUCAUGAACAAGCAACCCAAGGUCAGACUACCCUCCUCGUGGUGACUGGUGGGACAGUUAAGUUUGAGGGGAACAAACAGCGUUUCUUCAACCAGAACUUUCUUUUGACUGCUCAGGCUACACCCAACAAUGACCAGCCUGUUUGGAAGAUUGCUAGUGACUGUUUCAGAUUUCAGGACUGGAACAGCUGAGUCUCUCCUCAACUUAAAUGUACAAACACUCAACGGUGAUUUUCUUCAAAGAUUCUGUUUUUUUCUUAUGUUUUUCUAAUAAAAAUCAAAAACAACACACAACACUGAAUACGAAAAUUUGUUUUAUUUUCAAAAUGUUGAACAGUGGCCUGUGGUCAUAAUGGAGUAAUAAAUACAAACUGGAGCACCAAAUGACCGACUGUAAGGUGAAGUUUUAAUGAAGUCCAUCAACACGACAACAAUAAGAGAAAUACAUAGAAAACACUCCUAAUUUUUUAAAAUGAACAUAACUUCAUAAAACUUUGAUAGCAAAUUGUAGAUUACCCGUUAACUGAGGUAAAAUACGCACAGUAUUACAGUAUGCCAGUUCAGACUAGCUAGGGCUAAGAAGCAUUUUAGUAGCUGGGUAGUAGUUAAGCAUGCUUGCUCUUUAAUAAAUAAGGUGCCUACGAGAAAUUUUGACAGAAGUACUUCCUAUACAAGCAACCCACUACUUGACUAUUUCAUAUAUUAAAACAUUUGCUGUCUUCCUGAGUCAUUUGUUGUUUUCUUUUUACACAAUUUGGUCUUACUUUCUGAAUAAAUUGACACAAUAACAAACGUAUAAAUAAAACAUCAGAAAAUAAGAGGAUACGCAGACAUGAUCUCGAGGAACUUUUUUCUCUCUGUGAUUCAUGUCGAUACGUCUCUGGGUGGGAUAUUUAAGCUUAAAGCCUCACGUAGAUUUCACAUGGCACAAUUUAGCCAAUUUGUCUUUUUUUUUUU
Molecule: messenger RNA, 1376 nt
Organism: Larimichthys crocea (large yellow croaker)
Lineage: Eukaryota; Metazoa; Chordata; Actinopteri; Sciaenidae
Gene: nxt2
Product: nuclear transport factor 2-like export factor 2
Exons: 4
Coding region: 180-611 (143 amino acids)
Biological process (GO): nucleocytoplasmic transport
Source: RefSeq, a predicted model, not a curated record